This is a messenger RNA of Nerophis lumbriciformis (worm pipefish), 825 nucleotides long. Lineage: Eukaryota; Metazoa; Chordata; Actinopteri; Syngnathiformes; Syngnathidae. The record is from RefSeq and is a predicted model, not a curated record.
AUGGCCAAAAGUGAGAGUCAAAGAAGAAGUUUGAAGAGCGAGGAGUUCUACUUUGAUUCCGAGACGUCUGUCUUGGAUCAGCAAGACUUGGAGAUGUCUAGUUUUCCUUACAAUGACGUCUUUAACUCCAAAGACUCCCAGAUGGAGCAGAUCAACACUUUUCUGAAAAAUGUGCAAGUACUGCUGGAGGCUGCUCGCUUUCUGGAGAGCGCCGAGAGGAAGGACGGAAAGUGUGAACACGGAUAUGCUUCGACGUUUCCUUCAAAUCAGGACACAAACUACCAGAGGCAAAGGAAAUUCCGAAAUAAGAAGUUCAGCAGUAACCACAAUAGGUCCACACACAAUGAGCUGGAAAAGAAUAGACGAGCUCACCUGCGGCUGUGUCUGGAGCGCUUGAAGGCCCUCAUCCCACUUGGACCGGACUGUAGCCGCCAUACCACACUGGGCCUACUCAACAAAGCCAAAGCACAUAUUAAGAAACUUGAAGAAACAGACAGGAAGAGCCAGUACCAGCUGGAGUCUCUGGAGCGUGAGCAGAGGCAUCUCCAACGGCAACUGGAGCUGCUGCGAGGAGGCGGAGGUGUAACCUUGGAGGGCGAGAGGAUACGCAUGGACAGCGUGGGUUCCACCCUUGGCUCCGAGCGCUCCGACUCUGACCAAGAGGAGAUUGAGGUGGACGUGGAGAGCACCGAGUUCUCCCACGGAGAGCUGGACAGUCUGAGUACAGCCAGCACCAGUGACCUGGAUGACCACAGCAGCCUGCAGAGCAUGGCCAGCGAUGAGGGAUACUCCUCCUGCAGUGUCAAACUUGCCUUCUCCUCCUAG